GGAGGGAAAAAACAUGCACACAACUAGACCAAAGAGGAGGCAGCUGUCAACAGAGUAAAACAGCGAGAGUUGCGGAACAAAAGGACAAAUAAAGAGGAAAGAGGAACGCCGGCUGUCUACACCUCUGUCCGAGGCCCGUCCGGUGCCAGCUGGAGAGAGAGAGUCGACCGAGGCAGAGCGCACAGGAACGGGCUACUGGAGUGAGAAAGCUUCGUUGAACGGACACCGCUGGAGCUCCUCUCUGUGACUGACAUUCUAUGCAAGGACAGUGCAGCUCAUACUUAUCGCAAUUAAAGUGGAAGAGGCUGUGUCCUGUUACAGACCGGUGGCCUGUUUUGUUGUCAAGUGAUGGAUUCCCCCACAGAUCUUUUUGAUGACUCUACUCCCCAGAUACACACCUUUGCCCCCCCUCUCUGCUCCACUGACGUGUCUGGCGUUCAUCCUCAGCCAAGUACAGGUCGUCCACCUCCGACCUUCAGACCCCCUGGUUUUCCCCUCAUCCACCACCUCCUCCAGCCAGGUGGAGCCCCCAGGAGGAUUGGAGGGCAACUCCACACACAUAAUACAAACCUCACCAUGCACAGACACCAGGAGGACAGAAAUGUGGAUGAAGAUGGAGGAGAGGGGGACGGACGGGUGGAGCAAGGGACGGAAGGUGGAGAUGAGGGAGUGAUGGAGGGAGAGGACAGCUUGUUGGGGGUGAAGAAGAGGCACAGUGAUGCCACCCUUGCAUCCGAGUGGAGUCAAGACGUCUUGAGAGUCAAGAGGAUGAAGCUUGAGAGCCGACGGAGAGAUGGGGAGACAGAUGAGGGAGGCAGGAAGCGUGAGGUAGGGAGAGAGGGGAGGAGACGAGAGAGAGAGGAGCUGAAAGAGCAGCUGGAGGAGGCAAGGGAGAGACUGCAGGCCCUACAGGAGAAAGUUUGGAGAGCUUUUGGGGAAAAGCACAUAACAGAGGAGGAGAAGAAAAGGAGGAGUGGAAAUGGAAACAGAGGAGAAGGAGCUGUAGGGAUAAUAGAAGAUGAGGACAUUGCAGAAGGGAUAUAUGAUGAAGAGGACAUUGAUGGGGGUGAGAUGGAAAAGGAAUCUUUCUCCCUUCUCUCCGCUUCCCCUUUUGACAACUUCCACAACCUCAAACGAAGAGAAGAGCAGCAAAAAGAUAGAGAGGGGAGGAUGGAGAGAGGGAGAGGAGGAGGGUUACACUUGGAGGGCGUGAUGGAGGGAGUGGGGUUGUGGUUGGAUUGCGGCGGGCUGGUGAGAGGAGACUGGGAUGGAGGGAUAGAAGACGAGGGCGAGGAGGGAGGGCAGAAGUUUGCUCAGGCGCUGAAGCUGGAGCUGGGCAGCGCUGUGGCUCGAGUCAUCGACCGCGUCCUCCGCCUUUACACCGAAACCGCCGAUUUCGCUCCUUCCUCUCCUCCCGCCGCCAUCUCUUUCCUCCCGUCGGACACGGGAAACGAUGGAGGGAGGGAGAGAGGGGUGUGGAUGGGACUGUUAACUAGAGGAAGAGGAGAGGAGAAGAUGGGAGGUAAGGAGGCAAAGAUGGGAGGGCACGAUGGAGAAAGAGAGAAGCAGCUCCAGAAAAUGAGCAACGGAAGCAGCUUGCCUCCAGAUCAGUCGCAUCGCAAUGAACAAUCAGAUCUGGCGAUGCCGUUGGUUGUUCAAAGGUCACCUGACAUACGGAAGGCCCACCCGCUCCUCGGCCCACCUCUCCCUUCUCACCUGAACCCCUCUCACCCGAACCUCUCCCUGCAUCACCCCUCUCUGCCUCGUCCCCCUCCUCUUUCUCACCCUCCCCUCUUACCUCCAGCUUCACAAUCCAAGGACCCCUCCGCCUCCUUCCACCCGUCCUCAUCCUCCUCUUCUUCCUCCUCAUCCUCCUUCCCUGCACCUCCCCCUCCUCCACCUCCUCCUCUCCCUCUCCCGCUCCUCCACUACUCCAUGCAGCAGCUCUUCUCUCGCUCUCUCCACCACCCUCAGCUCCCCCACCUACCUCCGUCCCGCAAGGACUAUCUGAACUCGGAUCCCUUCUUGGAGUUCCCGUCUCACCCGUCAUUCCCCCCACUCCCUCUGCUUGGUCACCUGGACCCCUCCCUUGCACGCCACGCUCACGGAGGAAGGGAGAGGGAGAGGGGGAUCAGAGGAGACGGUGGGAUGAGAGGAGGAGGGAUGGACGGAGGAGAGCUCUACCUGACAGCUGGGGGUGUAUACACCCAGGAGGGCUUGUCUCCCUGCCAUUUGAAGAAAGCCAAGCUCAUGUUCUUCUACACACGCUAUCCCAGCUCCAACACGCUCAAGACGUACUUCCCUGAUGUCAAGUUUAACCGCUGUGUGACCUCCCAGAUGAUUAAAUGGUUCAGCAACUUCAGAGAGUUCUUCUACAUCCAGAUGGAGCGAUUUGCACGACAGGCUGUCCGCGAGGCUCUCAUCCGGGAUGGUCCACCUCGUCUGGGCAGAGAGAGCCAGCUGCGAGUGGGUCGAGAUACAGAGCUUUAUCGCAUACUGAACAUGCACUAUAAUAAAAGUAACGUCUACCAGGUCCCAGAGAGGUUUAUCGAGGUGUCAGACAUCGCUCUGAGGGAGUUUUACUCGGCCAUUUGGACUGGGAGAGACAGCGACCCCUGCUGGAAGAAAGGGAUAUAUAAAAUCAUCUGUAAACUUGAUAGUCCUGUACCAGAUGCCUUCAGACUGCCUGGCUGUCCUGUCGGCUGACUUCCAAACCACUUUCAUCUGGUACAUAUACACAAAUGCAUGCACAAAUACAAUCUUACUGAAGAGCAUAUACAAACAUAUACCAUAACAGACUCUGAGAACUGCUCUGAGGACCUCUGACUCUACAGUUCAGUUGAUUCAUAAUUCAUUCACUUGGAGGAAAAAAAAAGAUAAUUUAGGAAACUAAAAGGAUUUUGUUUGACAUAGUGUUUAGGGGAAGACAUGUACAUGCUUAAAUAGACACACACACACACACACAUACGCACACACAGGGUCAAUAGUGGACUGACACACUCAGUGCUAAGAUAAGAGUCUUGUGACUCCACUUAUCGAAGAACGUGACCAUACCAUUGAAUAAAGAUGGACAGAGCAGGAAUUCUCUUUCGACACAUUCUUCCCCAGUACGCUGACCUGUGAAAUCACAGUGCUGCUACAGAGCUCUGAUAAAAACCUUGAUGAGAACAAGUACUGCUUCAGAUACAGAGCUUGAAUGGACUGAUGGGAUACUUACUGUUUCAGAUAUGUUGUUUAAAUUCCACUCAUCAAUCAUUCAACAUGAAAACAUCAUAUACAUUCCCCAGCAGUCCUCAGUACCUACAAGUAAUCAAAUGUACUACUGACAACUGUUUACUCAGCAUGAGUGCUGCACAAGCACCAAGCAAAUAAUGAACAUUCAGACAAGGAGUCCAGAGCUUACACACAGUCCACGUUUCUCUGGGUCUGUAUUAUAUCUCUUUCAGCAGACGGCAGUGCUCCAACUCAGAGAGAUGAUA
This is a messenger RNA of Scomber japonicus (chub mackerel), 3479 nucleotides long. It is a transcript of the gene prox3, whose product is annotated as prospero homeobox 3. Gene Ontology annotation, biological process: regulation of transcription by RNA polymerase II. Bases 349 to 2706 code for a protein of 785 amino acids. Gene Ontology annotation, molecular function: DNA-binding transcription factor activity, RNA polymerase II-specific; RNA polymerase II cis-regulatory region sequence-specific DNA binding. The record is from RefSeq and is a predicted model, not a curated record. NCBI's taxonomy places the organism in Eukaryota, Metazoa, Chordata, Actinopteri, Scombriformes, Scombridae. Gene Ontology annotation, cellular component: nucleus. The transcript has 7 exons.